This is a messenger RNA of Gloeophyllum trabeum ATCC 11539, 699 nucleotides long. RefSeq lists its product as uncharacterized. The record is from RefSeq and is a predicted model, not a curated record. The transcript is spliced from 3 exons. Bases 1 to 699 code for a protein of 232 amino acids. NCBI's taxonomy places the organism in Eukaryota, Fungi, Basidiomycota, Agaricomycetes, Gloeophyllales, Gloeophyllaceae.
AUGUCUGAACCUGCUGCGACACCACCUCCGGAUACCCCUCUGCCUGCUUCCCCGUCUCCCCCACCGCUCGAUGAUGUCGCGGUACCUAUACCGGGCACAUCUGCUCCGGCGGAUGUCAAUGCCACACCGGCCGCUGGCGACUCUGCCGGCGACGUUGAACGUCCUCAUACACCACCUGCCAAAAAUAAUGCUCCUGUACUAUUCAAUACUCCGGCAUCCCUCCCAUCCGAACGACCGCUGUCCUGUACGCGGAAAUUUCAGAGCCAGACUCUCCCCAUCAGCACGCUACGGACAGAAGCCGGAAGUGAGGCCUCAAGGCUACGGGUUGGACCUGUUUCCAUGACCGACUUCUUGCGCAUUACGUUUCAACGUCAAUUCGAGAAUGUGGUCGAGAAUGCCUCGCAGGCAAUAUCCCCGAACGCUCAGAUCGGUGUCUCAGCGAAGUUGCAGAGCGUGCCGACGGGGGACGGGGUCGAACUUGAGAUGUAUGAACCCCUAAAGGAAGCGCUGAAUAAGAUGUGCUCGUCUCUUUGGACAGAGAACCCUCCCAUCGAAUUUGAGGUCGUCAAUCACUCCCAAGACACCAAGGAUCCUGGGACGCCAGACCUGGUUGUUCUCUCGAAGGGGAAGGACAGCUCUUGGCCAUCGCCGGCCUCGCUGCUUUUUGUGCGGGAUUGGGAUCUUUGGCAAUCGUGCUAG